AAAUAAAAACCAUUGAAAACCAAUCCAUGAUCCUCUCUGUCCUUUCUUUUCAGCACUUUCAAGAAUCAAGGCCUCUUUUUCGAGCAAAAGCUGAAAGUUUGAACCCUCAAAACAGAAGACUUCGAAAAGAAAAGAAGAACAUGGAAGCCACAGCCGUUUGUAGCAGUAAAGGAAGUCCAUUUCUCUGUUCCUCUAGGAUUACAACAAAGCCCAAAACACAAAUUUCUGCUACUUUCUCACCUUUUCUCAUUCAAUCCAUGGCAACAGAGAAACCAUUGCCUUCGGUUGCCAAAACUGUUGGCUCUAGAAAUGUCAGUCCAUUUUCAAUUCAACCCCAUAUGGAUUUUUGGUAUUACUGUUCAGUGGCUUUUCUCUUGAUGUUUCAAUGUCUUAAUUUGAGUUUCAAAAAGUGAUUGUUUUGCUCACUUUGUUCAGUAAUGCCUCAACAAGUUAUGACUAUUGUCAAACAUCAAUAACAGAGCUUCUAACUUGAUAUGCCAUCGUAAGAAUACAGAGCUCGAACACAACUGUUUUCCCGCUUGGCCAACAAACCAAGGAAUAGCACUGUGGUCAUAUAACCAGUGAAGCUACUGACAAAUGUGGAGAAACUGAAACUGCUAACCAAAGCUGAGAAAGCUGGCCUACUAUAAGCGGCCGAGAAGUUUGGGCUAUCUCUGUCGUCAAUAGAGAAAGUAGGUCUCCUCUCUAAGGCGUUAGAGUUUGGAGUCCUGUCCGCUGCAACAGACCCUGGGACUGCGGAGGCACUCUUGACCUUGAGCUUGGGUUUACUUCUUUUGGGUCCUUCAUGUGUUUACCUUGUGCAUGAGUAUAACCUCUGGGAAGUGAUGUUGCAGGUUGCGGUGGCUCCAGUCUGUAUAGCUGGUGGAUCAGCAGCUUUUGCUUCAUCAAAUCUUGUAUCUAACUUGCAGAAAUCAAACUAAAUUUGGUACCCAACUUGCAGACAUCACCUAAAUGGUUGUGACUUCCGUUUCAUGGACCAAUAAUGAUGAUGGUCAAUUCACUGAAGCUAUCAUUUGAAUGUAAAUGUGCGUAAAAAGGAAAGAUUUUAGGCGAAGGAGAAAAUCAUGAUAAUACCAAAAAUUUGAUCAAAGAAUCCAGAAUACAUUACUUCAAUAAACCACCUUUUUCCUAUGUCAAAUGAGCUUUAUGAGAUGCCUCAAGUGGAGGGCCAAAAAAAAAAAAAAAA
Messenger RNA from Durio zibethinus, 1207 nucleotides. NCBI's taxonomy places the organism in Eukaryota, Viridiplantae, Streptophyta, Magnoliopsida, Malvales, Malvaceae. The record is from RefSeq and is a predicted model, not a curated record.